AUUCCCAAAGUUUUCAGACGUCCUACCUACUCUCCGUCCCAUUAUUGCCCGCUAUUUUAAGUGUUUGGGAGCCGAGAGGGACCAGAGAAAGUUUAAUUUGUGUUGGAGCAGGAGGACUUGUGGGACUUGAGUUCAAUGGGAGUAUAACAUAAACAGUAACCAUAUUUUUGGGGCAAGACUGACAAACUGCACAAGCUAAGCAAAGUGAACAAACCACCAACACGGCUCUCUACAAAAAAAAGCUGAUUCGAACGAAAUUCGCUUUGAGAGACCAUGUUACUGGACGCAGGUCACCAGUUCCCCGGACUGGGAGUUGGCACGUUUGCCAGGCAUCACACAGCGAGCGAGAUGCAGGAGAGAGACUUGAGUUUAGCACAAAAUAGCUUCGUCGACUCGGCACACAUGGGUGCGUUUAAACUGAACCAUGAUCUUUCUCCGGGACAGAGCUCAGCCUUCACCUCUCAGGCGCCCGGCUACCCCACAGCAGCAUUGGGUGCACACGCCGCCCAUGUCACCUCGUACGCGAGUUCCCCAUUCAACUCCACCAGGGACUUUCUUUUUCGCAGCCGCGGCUUCGGAGAAUCCUCUCCGGCGAGCAGUCAGCACGCUAUUUUCGGCCCCACUACCGGGUCGCUCCAUCAUUCCCACACAGACAGUCAAGGCCACAUUCUGUUCCCCGGGAUUCACGACCAGCAUGGGUCCCACGGAUCCCCGAAUGUGCUCAACGGGCAAAUGCGUAUUGGACUACCAGGUGAGGUUUUCGGGCGUUCCGACCAGUACCACCAGGUCUCCAGCCCAAGGACCGACCCUUAUUCGGCCGCCCAGCUCCAUAACCAGUACAGCAGCAUGAAUAUGAACAUGGGUAUGCACAUGGGAGCUCACCAGCACCACCCCGGUGCCUUUUUCCGCUACAUGCGGCAGCAGUGCAUCAAACAGGAGCUCAUCUGCAAAUGGAUCGACCAGGAGCAGCUAAGCAACCCCAAGAAGAGUUGCAACAAAACUUUCAGCACAAUGCAUGAGCUGGUCACGCACGUCUCCGUGGAGCACGUCGGAGGACCGGAGCAGAGCAACCACAUUUGCUUUUGGGAAGAGUGCCCCCGCGAGAGCAAACCGUUUAAGGCAAAAUACAAACUGGUGAAUCACAUUCGGGUCCACACGGGAGAGAAACCCUUCCCCUGCCCCUUCCCUGGAUGUGGCAAGGUCUUCGCACGGUCGGAAAACUUGAAGAUUCACAAGCGCACACAUACAGGAGAGAAACCAUUCCAGUGUGAGUUUGAAGGCUGCGACAGGCGGUUUGCCAACAGCAGCGACCGAAAGAAGCACAUGCACGUUCACACGUCAGACAAACCAUAUCUUUGCAAGAUGUGUGACAAGUCCUACACACAUCCAAGCUCUCUACGAAAACACAUGAAGGUCCACGAAGCGGCCCCCCCUCCAGCGUCCGACUCCUCGCCUGCAGCCAGUUCUGGUUAUGAAUCGUCCACUCCACCCGGUCUCGUCUCCCCUAACACCGAGACCCAAAGCAACAACAAUCUGUCCCCCGCAGUCCACAACAACCACAAUGGUCACAGCAGCCUAUCGUCCAAUUUCAGUGAAUGGUAUGUUUAGGACUGAACCGAAAAGCGAAUACAAGACCAUUGCUCAGAGCCCCUACCAGCGCAGGAGUUUCGGACACUUGUGCACCGAGGAGAGCACGAAUAACCUACUAUGAACGCUUCAAAAUCAUAAAAAGCGAUUCAAAACCACCAGGGAAGAAAUCUCACUUACCAACAGAAGAAAAUAUGUGAUAUGUUUAAGCUGUAUUCAAUAUAUUUGUAAAUAUUACACGCCCUCUUUCCCAUUGGUUGUGAUAGAUUUUGUCAGUCUGUGGUGUAUAGAUGUUCCUUCAAUGGUAGCUAUUUCUCUAACUGGACUUUUAGUGCACAUUUUACGAUUCAAGUUGUAUUAUGAUGUUUAAUAUUGUGAUCCUAAGGCAAAUUGAUUGUAACUAUACUAAACAUCUAUAAACUGGAAAGAGUGCCAAAGUCAACACUUAACUCAAACAGACCACAAUAUUUUGCUUGUGAAUGUAUAUUUAGUUUGCUGGGCUUAACUUGUGAUGUUUUGUGCUUUGGAAGUUUUGAAUUGUGAAAUGCUAUCUGGAAGAUUGUGAG
Messenger RNA from Oncorhynchus kisutch (coho salmon), 2153 nucleotides. RefSeq names its product zic family member 2 (odd-paired homolog, Drosophila), a (gene zic2a). Bases 274 to 1608 code for a protein of 444 amino acids. The transcript has 5 exons. Gene Ontology annotation, biological process: regulation of transcription by RNA polymerase II. Gene Ontology annotation, molecular function: RNA polymerase II cis-regulatory region sequence-specific DNA binding; DNA-binding transcription factor activity, RNA polymerase II-specific. Lineage: Eukaryota; Metazoa; Chordata; Actinopteri; Salmoniformes; Salmonidae. The record is from RefSeq and is a predicted model, not a curated record. Gene Ontology annotation, cellular component: nucleus.